AUGAAGCCACACGCUCAGGCUUCUUCUUUCCUCACUCCACCCCCGCACGUGCCUUUCUUUCGCGCCACCACUUCCGCUCGUGCCGCACCGGCGGAGUCUCUUCAUGCUGCCGCCGCCAACGAAUUCCGCCGCGUCUGGGCAGCGAAACGCCGCCGGAUCCACCUGUCCGUCCGCCACUCAGCUUGCGUCGCCGCGGCUUCCAAUGGCUCCGACGGCGACGAGAGUCUUCCUCGGAGCAGCCGGCGCGGCGUGCUGAUGGCGCCGUUCCUGGCCGCCGGCGCGUCGAUUCUGCUCUCUACGGCUGCGAGGGCGGAGGAGAAGGCAGUGGAAUCGGCUCCGGCGGCGCCGAAGAUUGAGGAGGUGAAGAAGAAGGAGGAGGAGGAAGUGAUAACGUCGAGGAUUUACGACACGGCGGUGAUAGGGGAACCGUUGGCGAUAGGGAAAGAGAAAGGGAAGGUGUGGGAGAAGUUGAUGAAUGCGCGAGUGGUAUAUUUAGGGGAAGCGGAACAGGUUCCGGUUCGAGACGAUAGGGAAUUGGAGCUUGAGAUUGUGAAGAAUUUGCAUAGGCGCUGUUUGGAGAAGGAAAAGAAAUUGUCUCUUGCGCUUGAAGCUUUUCCUUCUAAUCUUCAGGAACCGCUCAAUCAGUAUAUGGAUAAGAAGAUAGAUGGAGAUACCUUGAAGUCUUAUACGUUACAUUGGCCCCCUCAAAGAUGGCAGGAGUAUGAACCUAUUCUGAGCUACUGUCGUGAAAAUGGAAUCCGUCUUGUCGCUUGUGGUACUCCACUGAAGAUCUUAAGAACUGUCCAAGCAGAAGGAAUUCGUGGGCUUACAAAGGCUGAACGUAAACUAUAUGCUCCUCCAGCUGGUUCAGGCUUUGUAUCAGGCUUUACUUCUAUUUCACGUAGAUCUUCAGUUGAUAGUACUUCAAAUCUGUCUAUUCCUUUUGGUCCAAGCUCAUACCUUUCUGCACAAGCUAAAGUUGUUGAGGAGUAUUCUAUGUCCCAGGUUAUCUUACAAAAUGUGCUUGAUGGAGGGGCCACUGGUAUGUUAAUAGUAGUGACUGGUGCAAACCAUGUUAUGUAUGGAUCUAGAGGAACUGGAGUGCCAGCAAGAAUUUCAGGAAAAAUACAGAAGAAAAACCAAGUAGUUAUAUUACUUGACCCUGAAAGACAAUUCAUUCGCAGAGAAGGAGAAGUUCCCGUGGCUGAUUUUUUAUGGUAUUCUGCUGCCAGACCCUGUACUAGAAAUUGCUUUGACCGGGCCGAAAUUGCUCGGGUUAUGAAUGCUGCUGGUCGGAGACGAGAUGCCCUCCCACAGGAUCUUCAAAAGGGAAUUGAUCUAGGUUUAGUAUCUCCAGAGGUGUUGCAAAACUUCUUUGAUCUAGAGCAGCAUCCUCUGAUUUCAGAACUCACUCACCGUUUCCAGGGUUUCAGGGAAAGAUUGUUGGCAGAUCCCAAAUUCUUGCACAGAUUAGCCAUAGAAGAAGCUAUAUCAAUAACAACUACAUUGUUGGCACAAUAUGAAAAGCGGAAAGAAAACUUUUUCCAAGAGCUUGACUAUGUUAUUACAGACACUGUCAGAGGAUCAGUAGUUGAUUUUUUUACAGUGUGGCUUCCUGCACCAACUUUAUCAUUCCUUUCAUAUGCUGAUGAGAUGAAAGCACCUGACAACAUUGGUUCUCUAAUGGGACUUCUUGGUUCCAUCCCGGACAAUGCAUUUCAAAAGAAUCCAGCAGGGACAAACUGGAAUCUCAAUCAUAGAAUUGCAUCAGUUGUAUUUGGUGGGCUAAAACUUGCUAGUGUUGGAUUUAUUUCAAGCAUUGGAGCCGUGGCUUCUUCAAAUUCUCUAUAUGGUAUUCGUAAAAUCCUGAAUCCAGCGGUUGUAACUGAACAACGGAUUAUAAGGUCACCAAUACUCAAAACGGCAGUUGUAUAUGCAUGUUUUCUUGGAAUUUCUGCAAAUCUCCGUUAUCAGAUAAUUGCUGGGAUAGUGGAGCAUCGGAUUUCUGAACAGUUUGCUUCCCAAACAUUAUUUGUAAAUAUGCUUUCUUUUGUAGCACGGACUGUCAAUUCCUAUUGGGGAACCCAGCAAUGGAUUGACCUAGCGCGCUUUACUGGCCUGCAAGUUAGAAAGACAGAGUCACCACCAUCAGAUUCUCCAAAUCAUGCUGCAAUUUUAUGCAACGAAACAGAAGAAGCCACCAUUGAUGAGAUAGAAAAAUAA
Messenger RNA from Sphenostylis stenocarpa, 2223 nucleotides. Lineage: Eukaryota; Viridiplantae; Streptophyta; Magnoliopsida; Fabales; Fabaceae. The record is from the annotation of a GenBank genome assembly.